AUGACUUAUUCCGGAAGGAAUAAAUUCGAGAUAGCUAGGUUUUCAGGAGAAGAUGAAAAUCAUAUCAACAGAAAAUUGCCCAAAGAGUUACUUCUUAGGAUAUUGUCUUACCUGGACGUAGUUUCUCUCUGCCGCUGCGCUCAGGUUUCAAAACUAUGGAACAUACUUGCUUUAGAUGGUUCUAACUGGCAGAGAAUAGACUUGUUUGAUUUCCAGCGAGACGUGGAGGGUCCUGUAAUAGAAAACAUUUCAAGGAGAUGCGGAGGUUUCCUUCGACAGCUGUCACUGCGUGGAUGCGAAAGUAUUGCAGAUGGCUCUAUAAAAACACUUGCACAGUCCUGUCCGAACAUUGAAGAUUUAAACCUAAAUAAAUGUAAGAAGCUGACAGACCAAACUUGCCAGGCUUUAGGCAGGAGAUGUAGUAAAUUACAAAGGAUUAAUGUGGAUUCUUGUCCAAGCAUUACAGAUAUUUCUCUGAAGGCGCUUUCGGAUGGCUGUCCUCUACUGACACAUGUAAAUGUAUCAUGGUGCCAAUCAAUAACAGAUAAUGGUGUUGACGCAUUGGCUCGAGGCUGCCCUAAACUGAAAAGCUUCAUUUGCAGAGGAUGCAAAAAUGUGAAUGACAAAGCUGUGUCAAGCCUAGCUACUCAUUGUCCAGACUUAGAAGUUCUCAAUGUACAGGGUUGUGACAACGUGACGGACGAGUCGAUAUCGAAGCUCGGCGGCGGCAUGCGGCGGCUGUGCGUGUCCGGCUGCGGCCGGCUGACGGACGCGUCGCUGGCCGCGCUCGCCGUCCGCUGCCCGGCCCUGGUCACGCUGGAGCUGGCGCAGUGCAGCCAGCUCACGGACGCCGGCUUCCAGGCGCUCGCCAGGAAUUGCAGAUUGCUGGAGCGUAUGGAUUUAGAAGAAUGUGUUCUAAUAACAGACACCACUCUUGUUCACUUGUCGAUGGGUUGCCCAAGGCUUGAGAAGUUGACUUUGUCACAUUGCGAACUUAUAACAGACUACGGAAUCAAACAGCUGUCUAUGUCUCCGUGUGCUGCGGAGCAUCUCACUGUUUUAGGUUUAGACAAUUGCCCCUUGGUGACUGAUGGGGCCUUGGAGCAUUUGACCUCAUGUCAUAAUCUUCAGCUUAUAGAAUUGUACGACUGUCAGAUGGUGACAAGGAACGCCAUACGCAAGUUGAGGAGCCACCUGCCCAAUAUAAAGGUGCACGCGUACUUCGCGCCGGUGACGCCGCCCGUGGCCGGCGGGGGGGCGAGGCCGCGCUACUGCCGCUGCUGCAACAUCAUA
Messenger RNA from Iphiclides podalirius (scarce swallowtail), 1293 nucleotides. The record is from the annotation of a GenBank genome assembly. NCBI's taxonomy places the organism in Eukaryota, Metazoa, Arthropoda, Insecta, Lepidoptera, Papilionidae.